AGACUCAAAAAAUUCUUACUAAAAAUUUUCAAUAAAACUUCGCAGAAUUCCUUAAACGUCCGCAGCAACACUAAAUCAUUCUCCCUAGAAACUUGCACUGAGCUUAUAAUAACACCUACAAAUACACAUACAUACACACUCGACGCUAACAAAAAAGCGUUUUACACCUUCGCCAGCGAAGCGAGAAAAAACUUUCAAACUUCUACAGCCUGCAUUUAUUGCUUCCACACUGUUUGUUGUUCUUGCUGCUGUUUUUUUUUCGGUUUGUAUGCGAAACACGCGCGCAUCAAAGUUGAAAAGUGCAAUUUAGGUGAGAGCGAAGGAAAAACUUUUCUGCUCAACAAAAGCGCAUGGAUUGCCUUUGGUUGUUGUUGUUUGUCUUUUUUUGUGUGGCCCGCUAUUUAAACUAAAACUAAAACUAAAUUACACGUGUGUACGUCAUUUUGCUGUGCUAACAAAAUAUUAGUGUUUUUGUUGUUUUUGAUUUUACACCAAGGAGUUCAACUGGCAGCUCACACACCUUGGCCGCGCUGCGUUCUGUUGCGUGUCUAUUUUGUGGAUAACUAAAGGUGUAAUUGUGCGGCACAAUAAGUUUGCUUGUAGUUGUUAUUGUUUUUCGUUUUGUAAAAGGACGUGAUUUUAUUGCAAAAUUUAAAAAAAAAAAUAAAAAUAAAAAGGCAGCGAAAAUUAUUGCCCCUGUUUGCUGAGUGAGGACGAGAAGGAGAAAAUAUUUGUGAGACAAGAAGAAAAUACUAAAUAGAAAUAAAAAUAAAAAAAUCGCUAUUAAUUAACUGCAGUGUUUCAAAGCAUUUCCGUUGCUGGAAAUAUAUAUGGUUAAAAAAUAAACGCCCGCCAAGCACUUAUACUCGAAAAGACGUCUUCAAGUUUACUCAGUUAUUCUCAGCUUUUUCUUUAAAGCUCGUGUGGUUGGGUUUCCAGUUAGGAAACCCGCCAAGUAAUUCACGUCAAAAUUUUCACAGACGGAAAUAAGCUUGGUCCUGCAGCCGCGGGAAGAGGCAUGUUUUGCUAUCAGUGUCCGCCAUCGUUGCAUCCAUGUGGGCCGCAUCCGUCACGUUUGCCUACACUGGAUUAUCCAUUUGCAGCUACGCAUCCAUAUGCAAGUUACUCCUAUCAUCCUUCUAUACAUGAUGAGACAUUCGUGCGACGUAAGCAACGACGUAAUCGUACAACAUUCACACUGCAACAGUUGGAAGAACUGGAGACUGCCUUCGCUCAGACCCAUUAUCCGGAUGUAUUUACACGUGAGGAUUUGGCGAUGAAAAUAAACUUGACGGAGGCGCGCGUUCAGGUUUGGUUUCAGAAUCGACGCGCAAAAUGGCGUAAGGCCGAACGCCUUAAGGAUGAGCAACGCAAGCGUGAAAAUGGCGAGAACAGCGGUUCGCUGGACAAGCUCCACGACAGUCGGGAGUCAUCGCCCGAUAUAACUGGCGAAAUUGAUGAUGAUGAACCCUCACUACGUCGUUCCCAUAGUCCCGGUCCGCACUCGACUAGUCCGCAUGGCUUGGAUUCGGAUAAUGAGCGUCCGCUCUCUUCCACACAUCUAACAACACAAUCAGCUUCACAAUCGGUCGGUUCGAUAAGCGCCGGUUCACCUUCGCCUAGUGCUCGCGCCACGCCACAACAUUGUCCGAAUAGUCCGACUUCGAAUUCACGUCACACCGACUCACCAAUCGAGGUGGGUGGUCCGAUUUCUUUGACUUCACGCUCAGCUUCCGGCACUACGCCUACUUCGUCGCUACACAGCACACCCACGACUUUUGGCAGUCAUAUUUUUGGAACUUUCGGCGGUGAUAGCAAUUGCGGCUUUCGUCCGGUACUCAACGACAACUCCGGCAGCGUGGUCGCUUCUGGUGCUGGCGCACAACGCAACACCGCCGCCACCAGCCAUCCACCACUCUUUCUGCCACCACAUUUGGCUACGCUCAGCUCACAGUUUACACAUCAACCACUCUUCCCCGGACUAAAAGGCGUCUCACCCUUUCCGGGUCUCUGCUCGUGCUGUUCCCUGAAACCACCACCGCCACCGCCAACCGCCUCAUCUUUAGCCGCUGCAGCCGCCGCAGCAGCUGUUGCUGCUUCUUCUUCGAGCAACUCCGUCACCGGUGUGGCUUCCAACGUACCCAUUACAUCCGCUGCACCAUCCGCGAGCAGCUCACCGGACUCUCCCGUCAAUUCUUUACCACUCAUUAACCACUCAACGCAUAACAAUCAUCACGAUGCACGCUCCAGUUCGGUAGCUGAGUUACGUCGUAAGGCACAAGAGCAUUCGGCAGCACUGCUACAAUCGCUUCAUGCAGCCGCUGCUGCAGGUCUUGCCUUCCCUGGCCUACACUUGCCACCGCUGUCGUUUCAUCAUCAUUCGGCUGCUGCUUUGAGUAAUGCACACGCUGCUGCUGCAGCCGCAGCCGCUGCAAAUAAUAAUAAUAAUCACAGUAAUAACAAUAACAACAGCAGCAGCAAUAACAACAACAAUAAUAACGGUGUGCGUCUGAAAAGCGAAUCGGCUCAAGAUAUGACAGCCAGCACCAUGAACGGCCUAUCGGCUGCAGCAGCAGCGGCGGCGGCAGCAGCGGCUGCUAAUAAUCAUCACAGCAUUGCCAGUUUGACUUUGCUCGAUGCUCAAACGGCUGCAUAUCAUCAUCAUCAACAUCAGCAGCAGCAGCAACAACAACAACAACAGCAGCAACAGCAAUUGUCCCAAGCGGCCGCACUGCAUCUGCAGCAACAGCAGAAUCAACUAUCGCCACCCAUCACGCCGACACACACGCCCACCAUCCAUCGGCAGGACACACCGCCCAAGUGCGGUAGUGCUGGUGGCGCUGCAGCUACAAUGCCGGGCGGUAUCGUUACAAAAAGUGAAUAAUAGGAGUCCGAGUAAGCAAUUCGUGGCUCGGA
Ceratitis capitata (Mediterranean fruit fly) is the source of this 2916-nucleotide messenger RNA. RefSeq names its product homeobox protein unc-4 homolog (gene Drgx). The transcript is spliced from 8 exons. The record is from RefSeq and is a predicted model, not a curated record. The coding region runs from base 1019 to 2884 and encodes 621 amino acids. Gene Ontology annotation, biological process: regulation of transcription by RNA polymerase II. NCBI's taxonomy places the organism in Eukaryota, Metazoa, Arthropoda, Insecta, Diptera, Tephritidae. Gene Ontology annotation, molecular function: RNA polymerase II transcription regulatory region sequence-specific DNA binding; DNA-binding transcription factor activity, RNA polymerase II-specific.